Molecule: messenger RNA, 1224 nt
Organism: Perca flavescens (yellow perch)
Lineage: Eukaryota; Metazoa; Chordata; Actinopteri; Perciformes; Percidae
Exons: 5
Coding region: 1-789 (262 amino acids)
Source: RefSeq, a predicted model, not a curated record
AUGGUCAGGGGGCUGAAAGCCAAUGUGUCCCAGGAGACAAACGCGGUGAACUCCAGUCCAUCCUCACUGCAGGAGGUGUGCUUUAAUCUUUCCCAACUCAAUAAUCUUGACCCAGAACAGGUGUCCCAGCUGGCACCGGCAUGGCGGGAGGCCUUCACUGUCCCCCUCUCUGCCUCUGUCACGGUGCAGGCUUGGACGGACCCAAUGUCCAGGAAACUGGAGCUGGAUGAAGCCUUGCUGGAGAUGCUGGUGGUGGAUGCCCAGCCACUGAGCAUUGUGGAGAAUGUAGGGUUCAAGGCCUUUGUUAAUCUCCUGGAUCCUACAUAUGUUAGACCUGGGAGGAAGACCUUGAAGGCAAUGCUGCAGAGGAAAUAUGAAGUCACCAAGGAGAAGGCUAUGGCUGAGCUCGGGAAGGCAUCCACAGUAAGCUUGACUGCAGACAUGUGGACCUCUAUAAACAUGGAUGCCUACUUGGCAGAAACAUGCCACUAUGUCACUGAAGAGGUCAAGCUUUCCACUGUGCUUUUAGGAGGGAGGAAGUUCCCUGACACGCACACAGCAGCUAACAUCGCUGAAGCAAAGUCAGCCCUAAUGACAGACUGGGGAAUUACAGGGAAGGUACAAGGAGAUGGGGUUCUGCAGUGCAAACUCGUCUCAGCCUGUAGUGGAGAGACUCACCAGGGAAUGUGCAAACAUCAUUCCACCACCAUCAUCACAGGAGUCUUCAGAGCAGGAGGACAAUCUCUGGGGCCUGCUUGUCAGCCACAUUGGCACACAACGUGUUUCUAACACAAUAGCCAGUGCCAUUGCAGAGGUCCAGAGGUAUUUGAAAGACACACAUUGCCUAGGUCAGAGGACCCUCUUAAAUACUGGAAAAGGGACCAACUUGUAUUUCCAAAUGUUUUUCAAAUAGCCAUGCACUAUCUGUGCACUCCAGCAUCCUCAGGUCGAUUUAAUCACUUUAUGUACGCAGAUGAUUUGGUCAUUUUUAACCCAUAUAGUGUUGGUCUCCAACAGCUUCUGAGAAUAUGCAGUACAGUAUGGUGCUGAUUUUGAUAUAAAAUACAAUGCCAAAAAGAGUAUAUCAUGAUUAUUAGAAGUAGAGAAGACAAACAGUCAACCUUCCCUGACUUCUAUCUGUCUGGCACUGCACUUCUAUCUGUCUGGCACUGCAUAUUUGGGCCAUAUUAUUGCAAAUGACCUGUCUGAUGAUAAAGAUAUCUA